UGGACACGGAAGUGGUCGUCGUCGCAGCUGCACCGGUGGGAGCUGGGCGCGGGGAUCGUAGUGCGUCCGGCCAGCGGACGGGCGGCGGUGGUCUCGCAGCGGCGGAGGGCGCAGUCGUGGUCCGUUGGGUGCGCCUCUGCUGAACAACGAGCGACCUUUCAGCCUCUCUCCUGCCCGUCGAAGCCCCGCAGUCGGGGCCAGCUCAGCCGGCGUCAUCAUGACCAAGGCCGGUAGCAAGGGCGGGAACCUUCGCGACAAGCUGGACGGCAACGAACUGGACCUAAGCCUCAGCGAUCUGAAUGAGGUCCCGGUGAAGGAGCUGGCUGCACUUCCAAAGGCCACCAUACUGGAUCUGUCCUGCAAUAAACUGAGUAGUCUACCGUCGGAUUUCUGUGGCCUCACACACCUGGUGAAGUUGGACCUCAGUAAGAACAAGCUGCAGCAGCUGCCAGCUGAUUUUGGCCGUCUGGUCAACCUCCAGCACCUGGAUCUCCUCAACAACAGGCUGGUCACCCUGCCUGUCAGCUUUGCUCAGCUCAAGAACCUGAAGUGGCUGGACCUGAAGGACAACCCCUUGGACCCUGUCCUGGCCAAAGUGGCCGGUGACUGCUUGGAUGAGAAGCAGUGUAAGCAGUGUGCAAACAAGGUGCUACAGCACAUGAAGGCUGUGCAGGCGGAUCAGGAGCGAGAGAGGCAGCGGCGGCUGGAAGUGGAACGAGAGGCAGAGAAGAAGCGGGAGGCCAAACAGCGAGCUAAGGAAGCUCAGGAGCGGGAACUGCGGAAGCGCGAAAAGGCAGAAGAAAAGGAGCGUCGGCGAAAGGAGUAUGAUGCCCUCAAAGCUUCCAAGCGGGAGCAGGAGAAGAAGCCCAAAAAGGAAGCAAAUCAAGCCCCCAAAUCUAAAUCUGGCUCCCGUCCCCGCAAGCCACCACCCCGGAAACACACUCGGUCCUGGGUUGUGCUGAAGCUGCUGCUGCCUCUGCUGCUGCUGUGUGUGGCUGGUGGGCUGGUUGCGUGUCGGGUGACAGCACUGCAGCAGCAACCCCUGUGCACCAGUGUGAACACCAUCUACGACAAUGCUGUGCAGGGUCUGCGCCGCCAUGAGAUCCUCCAGUGGGUCCUGCAGACCGACUCCCAGCAGUGAGCUUGUCCUCCGUACCUGCUGCCUCCCGGCCUUGGAGCUCGGAUUCCUGUGGAAUUGGCUUCUGCUGGACACAACCUUUUUAGCGUCAGACCUACCUGCCAUCAUCAAAUGGCUGCCAGUUGGUACUUGAGACCUCCCCUUUGUAGGACUUCUUGUUGUUCCUUAGUCAGGAUUCCCUGGUGGAAUGAGAAGAAAUGGGAGGUGGGGAGGGAUAGUUACCUGCAUGCCUAAAGGAAUAGGCUUGGGGGUGGGGAGAGAGAAAACAGCCUUUUUUAGUUAUUGUACUAAGCUGUGUAAAGGCAAGGCUUGUUUCUACUAAAUGGUCAGCUGUCACUACAUUUAUACUUUUGUAUGUCACAAACCCUUUCUUUCAUUCCUCCCUGGGUAGCCCAGGCAGAUCAGGAGGCAGUGUGUUAUUGGGGACUAGGGGACCACCACAUUCAGUAAAUCCAGUCAAAACUGGGGAGGGGGUACCUAUUUCCUAAAAAAAAAAAAAAAAAAUUCUGAGACAUUCAACAUUUUAGUGACCAUCAAAACCUCUGGCUAUGAAAGGGACUUCACAACCCUCAGCCCCA
This is a messenger RNA of Ictidomys tridecemlineatus (thirteen-lined ground squirrel), 1716 nucleotides long. RefSeq names its product leucine rich repeat containing 59 (gene Lrrc59). Gene Ontology annotation, cellular component: cytoplasm. Lineage: Eukaryota; Metazoa; Chordata; Mammalia; Rodentia; Sciuridae. Gene Ontology annotation, molecular function: protein binding. The record is from RefSeq and is a predicted model, not a curated record.